Molecule: messenger RNA, 327 nt
Organism: Acanthoscelides obtectus
Lineage: Eukaryota; Metazoa; Arthropoda; Insecta; Coleoptera; Chrysomelidae
Source: the annotation of a GenBank genome assembly
AUGCUAACCAAAGGGGUGCGUUUGCACCAUGAUAAUGCUCGACCGCAUACCUCCCGACAAACCACCACUCUCAUCGAAGAAUUUCGAUGGGAAACUGUGACACAACCACCCUACAACCCGGACGUUGCUGCCAGUGACUUCCAUCUCUUCCCCAAGUUGAAGGAACACUUAGGUGGAACCCAAUUCCAGGACGAUCAAGAGGUGCAAGAAGCAGUUUUAGACUUUCUACGCGGCCAGGCGGUGGAGUUCUUCGACUCCGGUUUCAAGAAGUGGUUAUACCGACAGCAAAAAUACAUCGAACGAAAUGGUGACUAUGUAGAAAACUGA